AUGCUCAAGAUGUCGAAUAUGUCGUUCACCGCUUCGUUUGAAUUCCCGUCCACUGUUCUGCCACGCACUCCGAUGGAGUGGAAGUCCGUGCUGAAAGACGUCAAGGUCCUUUACCUCCAACGACAGUACAAACAAUGUGCCAAUCGCUCUGUGGAGCUGCUGGAAACUGCCAUUGAGCCUAUCCAUCCUAUUUGUAAAACAUAUCUGUUUUUCUAUGCUGCCAUCUCCUACGAAUUCCUUGGUCGAGCUGCCCACAUCUACUCCAGAAACAAGAUCUCUCUGCUCCGUUCCGCGCUGGACUACUUUGUUUCUUGCGGUGCAGCUCUGCCCUCUCCCAUUGCGCUCACAGCACCAAACACCUGUGUGCCUCGUUCACCCGCUACAAACCCUGUGCUUUUCUGUGAUGGCGCAGAGGAGCUCCUCUUUGAAUCUGAGUCUCUGGUCGAAAGUCUCACACGUAUGAUUGACAGCUCUCUUUUCUUCGGUCUAGAUGAGGACCCGUUCAUUUCAGACAACGACUCUUCCCGAUCCCCGAUCAAGCUCUCUCCAGUCAAGCAGCUGACCAACACCAAGGACCCCGUGAAGAAGGACCGCCUCAUUCCCUCUCCUCUGCGCAUCCGAAAGAUCUCCGGAGAGAUCAAUGUCUGUGGAUUGACCAAGGCGAACGACGAGAAUGACGAGAAGACGCCGCCGACGCCGCCGAAGAAAGCACGAGGCAGAUCUCGUCCUGCUCCACUGCCCCUCAAGGUCGUCCCAUCCAACCGACUGAACAUCUCCCCUGCAAAGGCAAGUCCACCCAAGGCAAGCAUCAUUGCGGCCUCCCCACCGCGCACCGCGUCCCCGAAGAGGAACCACGCUGGCAGAAUGACCCCGACCAAGAUGACCAAGAAGCCAGCACACGAUCCCACCAAGAAGAAGAACAAGAAGAAGCAGAAGACGCUCGAGCCCAUCACCCCAGCCCGCGCAGCAGCCAUUACAAUGUUCAACAACAGCAUCGAGUUCCUACGCGCGCAGGUCAUCUCGAGCAUUGCCUCGCUGCAGGUGCAGGUGGUCCGGAUCUCCGAGAUGCAGCGCGCCCGCCGUGCUCGCAACAUGCGGCGCUCGGCUUCGUUCUGGAGCUUUAGUCCCAUCAAGAAUGGGGACCACCAGGCUGAUGCGUGGCGCGAGGAGGAACCGACCAUUGAUCAGUUUGGGAAUCUGCUCUGGAAGGAGACGAAGGAGCAGCGCAUUGAGCGGCUUCGGGCUGAGGGGUGGAUGACCGUUGGGCUGCGGUCUCAUCGGAGUGAGUGGAAGGGGGCGGAGUACUACCAGGCGUUCUGCAGUGCCGUCUUGGAUGAAAUCUAUCUAGGCGUGUGA
Molecule: messenger RNA, 1356 nt
Organism: Penicillium alfredii
Lineage: Eukaryota; Fungi; Ascomycota; Eurotiomycetes; Eurotiales; Aspergillaceae
Exons: 2
Coding region: 1-1356 (451 amino acids)
Source: RefSeq, a predicted model, not a curated record